UCCGGUGCCUGUUCAUCCGAAUGAAAGGUGAGCGCGACUCUUCUAAAUCUGUUUUAUUCUUCAGAAACACACUCACACGCAACACACACACUCAUAAACAGAUUAUAACAGCACACAAUACACUCACAAUACACUACAUCUGAUCGAGCGCGUCACAUCAGCAGUAGUUAUGAGUGAAAGGGCAAUUUUGUCAUGGCUGGUCAAUGGCGCGCGCGCACGCACACGCACACACACACACGCUCUCUCUCUAUUUCUCACUCACUCACACACACACUCACUCACACUCUCUCUCUCUCUCACUCACUCACACACACACACUCUCUCUCUCUGUCUCUCUCUCACGCAAACACACACACACACUCUCUCUCUGUCUCUCUCUCACACACAGACACUCUCUCUCUCUCUCUCUCUCACACACACACACACAUAUAUAUAGUCAUGAUACAACAAACUUUUAAAGAUAUGAAAUAAAAAUGUGAUUUUCUAUAUGUAUAAAAUAUUUCCUGUCUGCUUUGAGUUGAUGUUUCUGCUGUAUAUUAAUGAUCAUGUUUCAUCUGCACUAACCAUUUCAUUUGUUCUCUAUUUCAACACUGGGACACUUUACAAUAAUGUUGCAUUUAUUAAUAUUACUGAUUCGUGUCCAUUUAUGAAACGCAAUCAUUCAUUGUUCAUAAUGUAUUAUAUUAACAUAUGAUCAUAUCUCACAUGACGACAUGUUGCACCAUUCAUAAGUGCUGAAAGAGUUUUGUUUAUUGUUUAUGUCAUUAACUUAUCAACAAAACAACCUUAUUGUGAACUGUUACCAUAAAAUAAUCAUUUAGUAACUUACAGUAAUAUCAAACAUUGUUGAUGAAUGAUGACGUCAUUUAACCAGCAGGUGGCAACAAAUGAAUGUCUUAAAGUAUUAAUGAACCCGAGUCAAUGAUCAUUUAUUAAAAUGUGCAUCAUAAGUGUUUUCCCUCAAAUGACAACAACACACGCCUAAACAUAAUAAUAAGUGACGCAGUUAUGACCUCAUUAUGAUGUCAUCUUUUACUCAUAGUUCAUCCUCCUGUCCUUCAGUGUGCCAACAGAUGCAGAUCUGACCAUGACUGAUUCAUUAUAUUAUAUAUUAUAUUAUAUUAUAUUAUAUUAUAUUAUAUUAGAGGGCCUGAGAUGAAAUUUAGGGGCGCUGAAGCUGUAUGAAAGCCUAUGCCCUGUAGAAUGAGAAUGCCCCCUAAUGCCACCCAUGUUUAUAGAUGAGUUCAGACUGGCACACUACUGUGAUAGUGUGUGUGUGUGUGUGCUGUGAUCACGUGUGUGUGUACUGUGAUCGUGCGUGUGUGUACUGUGAUCGCGUGUGUGUGUGUGUGUGUGUACUGUGAUCACGUGUGUGUGUGUACUGUGAUCGCGUGUGUGUGUGUACUGUGAUCGCGUGUGUGUGUGUGUGUACUGUGAUCGCGUGUGUGUGUGUGUGUACUGUGAUCACGUGUGUGUGUGUACUGUGAUCACGUGUGUGUGUGUACUGUGAUCACGUGUGUCUGUGGUUGUUUGGGGCAGUGGUGGCUCAGUGGUUGAGGCUCAGGGUUACUGACCAGAAGGUCGGGGGUUCAAGCCCCAGCACCACCAAGAUGCCAUUGUUGGGCCCUUGAGCAAGGCACUUAACUCCAGGUUGCUCCGGGGGGGAUUGUCCCUGUAAUAAGUGCUCUGUAUAAUACAUUGGUACUCAGAAGGUUGCUGGUUUGAUCCCCACAGUCACCACCAUUGUGUCCUUGAGUAAGGCACUUAACUCCAGGUUGCUCCGGGGGGAUUGUCCCUGUAAUAAGUGCACUAUGGCGUGUUUGAGCAGUCACAGUGUGUAUGUGCUGCAGCAGCUGCAGGAGCAGCGCAUUCAGGGUCUGCUGUGUGACUGUAUGCUGGUGGUGAAGGCCGUCUGUUUUAAAGCACACAAGAAUGUACUGGCGGCGUUCAGCGCAUACUUCAGAUCUCUGUUCCAGAACAGUCCAGCGCAGAAGAACGAUGUGUUUCACCUGAGCAUUCAGGACGUGAGCGGCAUCGGGCAGAUUCUGGAUUAUAUGUACACAUCACACCUGGAGCUCAACCAGGACAAUGUUCACACACUGAUGGAGAUCGCACAGUGUCUGCAGGUGUCUAAUGUUCUGAACAUGUGUCACGCGUUCCUGAAGCCGUGUGUCGCGGCGGACGCAGCGUUCUCUCUGUCCGCUGAUGUCACUCAUGAUCAGGACUGUGUGUUCGGCGGCUCUUUACCUCCAGAUGUGGAUCUUAUCGCCGACCAGUACAAACGAUCACAGCCGGCUCCGCCCCUUAGCAACGCGCCGCUAGAGACAGAUGGCGUGGCGCAGUCGGACCGCCAGCCGCUACACGGAUACAAACUCCGAAACUUCUACACCAAACAGUAUUUCAAACAGAACGCCUCUCAGAACAUCGGACCGACUGCCGCGGAGGAACAGUUCAACGCAAACGCCGUCAACCAAUCACUGCCACCGAACCAAACGCACGCAGCCAAUCCCGUGACAGACCCUGAGCCCGUGGCCCCGCCCACUCCUCGCGUUCUGCGUCCUAAAAAAGCCGUUUACCUGAAGAAGUUCAACUACCUGCGCUCGCACGUCAGUGUGGAGGACGACCUUCAUGAACAACAGGUGUCGACGCUGACAAACCCCGCCCACAGCGGCACAGACACGCCCACAGACCACUUGACCUCUGACCCCAUCGAGACUGUGACGUCUGACCCGGCAGAGGUGUCCGAGACCACGCCUGCAGCGGAGGCUAACGACCCGGAGUCGAGGGGUCACAGUGAGAGGUCAGAGGUCAGCAGUAAUAAGUAUUGUUGUGAAGUUUGUGGAAAGACGUUCAAACAUCCGAGUAACCUCGAGCUCCACAAGCGCUCACACACAGGUGAGAAACCGUUUCAGUGCAACGAGUGCGGGAAAUCUUUCUCUCAGGCAGGAAAUCUUCAGACUCAUUUACGGCGUCAUUCUGGAGAGAAACCGUACAUCUGUGAGCUCUGCGGGAAGAGUUUUGCAGCUUCAGGAGACGUUCAGCGGCACAUCCUCGUACAUUCAGGAGCGCGACCGCAUCUGUGUGAUAUCUGUGGACGAGGAUUCAGCAACUUCAGUAAUCUGAAAGAACACAAGAAAACUCACAGCACAGAUAAAGAGUUCGUCUGCGAUCAGUGCGGGAAAUCAUUUAACAUGCAGAGAAAACUCUUCAAACACAAACUCCGACACACGGGAGAGAAACCGUACUGCUGUCAGACCUGCGGCAAGUGUUUCGCGGGCUCCGGUGAUCUCCAGCGUCAUGUGCGUUCACACACAGGUGAGCGUCCGUAUGUUUGUGACACGUGCGGGAAAUGUUUCACACGCACCGCAGUCCUGCGCAGACACCGCAGCUCUCACUGCAGUCCCACAGACGUCUGCGCAGAAACGGCAGGACCUCAAUCCAGUGUCAGCUCACCUGCGUCUGCGCAGCCGGACACUCCUCCCCCUCUCUCUAAACCUGCGCUGACUGCGUUCAGCUGCGCACCUCUGCAGACUCCUCCCACUCACCUCUACAGAGCGUCUGUGGGUCUAUGCAGCAGUGGAGCGCUGUGGGGGCGGGCCAUGAAGACACUGCAGAGUGACACCGACCAAUGACAGUCCGAGUCUGUGCUGGAUUCAGCCAAUCAGAUGCUGCGACGUUCCCUUUCAUUUCUCUCAGGGAUUCUUUGGUGUUUUUCACUCAGAUGUUAUUUAUUAAUACAGCACAAAUACUAAUGAACUACUUGUGCAUUCAUUUUCUUCAGCAAGUAUUGAGACAUGUUUUAGUUUUAAAUAUGAAUAAUUAGCGCUGCUCACCUGAUCAUGUGAUGAUGGGAAGUUGCACACAAUCUUACUCUUAAAUGUUCUUACAUUCGCUCAUCUUUAAGCAGCUGUAUGUAUGUAUGUACAUUACUGUAUGACAUUUAAAGUGACAGUU
This is a messenger RNA of Xyrauchen texanus (razorback sucker), 3954 nucleotides long. RefSeq names its product zinc finger and BTB domain containing 49 (gene zbtb49). Gene Ontology annotation, cellular component: nucleus. NCBI's taxonomy places the organism in Eukaryota, Metazoa, Chordata, Actinopteri, Cypriniformes, Catostomidae. The record is from RefSeq and is a predicted model, not a curated record. Bases 1812 to 3632 code for a protein of 606 amino acids. The transcript has 9 exons. Gene Ontology annotation, biological process: regulation of transcription by RNA polymerase II. Gene Ontology annotation, molecular function: DNA-binding transcription factor activity, RNA polymerase II-specific; RNA polymerase II cis-regulatory region sequence-specific DNA binding; protein binding.